Molecule: messenger RNA, 1456 nt
Organism: Hibiscus syriacus
Lineage: Eukaryota; Viridiplantae; Streptophyta; Magnoliopsida; Malvales; Malvaceae
Product: pectate lyase-like
Exons: 1
Coding region: 16-1368 (450 amino acids)
Molecular function (GO): pectate lyase activity
Source: RefSeq, a predicted model, not a curated record
AAAGCCUGAAGCAAAAUGGGGCUAAACAUGGGCGCCGCUACGGGAAAUCAAAGUUUGAGUUUAUGUUUAUUGUGUUUGUUCUUUGUUGUAAUAAUCCCGACACUGCAGGCUGACAUCGCGGAAUACGAUGAAUACUGGAGGGAACGUGAAUUGCAGGCUAAAGAGAAUCUGGAAAAAGAGUAUAACCCUAAACCGGAGGAGGUGACCAAUCAUCUGAACGAUCGUGUUGCCACCACGUUGAUGGGGCUCGGUUCUAAUAGCACGACGAGACGGGCGUUGACCAGAAAGAUCAAGCGAAUGACUCCGUGUGAGGCCACUAACCCGAUCGACCAAUGUUGGCGAUGUGAUCCUAACUGGGAAAAGAAUAGGAAGAGGUUGGCUGAUUGCGCUCUUGGAUUCGGACGUGAUGUUACGGGUGGAAAGAACGGAGCGAUUUACGUUGUGACUAAUUCUUCCGAUGAUGUUCUUAACCCGGCGCCAGGGACUUUACGUCAUGCCGUCACCCGAAACGUGCCGCUUUGGAUCAUCUUCGCAAGAGGGAUGAUCAUCAGGCUGAAAGAGGAGCUCAUUAUGACGUGCGAUAAAACGAUUGAUGGUAGGGGAGCCAACGUGCAUAUUGCUUAUGGGGCUAGUUUUACCAUCCAGUUUAUUAAGAACGUUAUUAUCCAUAACAUCCAUAUCCACCACAUUAUUCCGGGGAACGGCGGCUUGAUUCAGGACGGUGCCAAUCAUAUCGGGUUGAGGACGAGGAGUGACGGCGAUGGAGUCUCCAUUUUCGGAGCUACCAACAUUUGGCUCGACCAUCUUUCCAUUUACAAAUGUUCCGACGGCAUUGUUGAUAUCAUUCAGGGUAGCACCGCCAUCACCAUUUCUAAUUGUCACAUCACCGAUCACAACGACGUGAUGUUGUUCGGAGCGAGUGAUAGCUACAUACCGGACGAGAAGAUGCAGGUCACCGUCGCGUUCAACCGUUUCGGUAAAAACCUGGUACAAAGAAUGCCGAGAGCACGAUUCGGUUUCAUCCAUGUCGUCAACAAUGACUACACUUUCUGGAACAUGUACGCCAUUGGAGGCAGCAGCCACCCUACAAUUAUCUCCCAAGGCAACCGCUUCAGAGCUCCACGAAACAUAGCGGCCAAAGAGGUGCUGAAGAGGGAGUUCACGAAACCGGAAGUGUGGAAGUUCUGGGACUGGAGAUCUGAGGGCGACGUGUUGUUGAACGGCGCCAUCUUCAUCCAAUCAGGGAGUCCAAACGCCAUCAAGAAGUUCGCGCCUGAGAAAACGGUGAAAUUUAGUUCGGGUCAUAAGGUGCCUCUUAUCGUUCAUUACUCCGGUGCACUUACCUGCUGCCCCGGCAAGCCGUGUUAGUCAUCGGCGUUUGGGUUUUUUUUUUUUCUUUCUCAUCACUGCAUGAUAUGAGCGGUGCAUGCAUGCAUGGUAUAUCCGGAAAUCUAUU